Messenger RNA from Penaeus monodon (black tiger shrimp), 1395 nucleotides. RefSeq names its product transmembrane protein 243-like. Lineage: Eukaryota; Metazoa; Arthropoda; Malacostraca; Decapoda; Penaeidae. The coding region runs from base 183 to 659 and encodes 158 amino acids. The transcript is spliced from 5 exons. The record is from RefSeq and is a predicted model, not a curated record.
UUGGUGGGCGUCCACGCUUGCGUUUGGGGCUGUCCACAGGGGUGUCUUCUGCCAUUCUUGUCAAGUCUGACUCUAGGACAAAAUAGAUAUGAAUAUUAGUGCUACAGCAAUGAAUGGCCCACUUGAUUUCUGGAUGAAAAGACUAAAAAUCAAGCAAAAUAAAGUUGGAUUCCAAUCAACUAAUGAAUCACAUUUUGGCCAAGAAUAUCUACUUGUAUAUAUUUAAUAGUGUAAGCAACGAGCUGAUAGAACAGUGUGAAAGAACCUAUCACGCAAGUCAAGAAAAGAGAACAUCAACCAUAACCACAAAAAUGGAUCUAAGAAUGUCCAGACCUGGUGAAGGGGAGUAUGAACCUCUUGCCGACAGGCCUCUGUUUGGUGAGGCAAGGCCAAGGGAUAGGAUGAUGAACAUAAUGAUAAUCUUCGUUACAACAUUGUUGGUGUUGAUCACAUCAAUAAGUGCCUUCAUUCCCUGGCCGAGCUUCCUAGACAUUUUCUUCGUGUUCUGCAUUAUUAUCAUUUGCAUCUCGCAUCUUACACUGAUUGUGUGGUAUAGACAAGGUGACCUGGAUCCAAAGUUCAAGAAGCUCAUUUAUUUCAAUACUUUCUGCAUUAUAAUGCUGUGCAUAUGUGCAAACAUCUUUUUCCAUGUUAAAUAAAUUGUGUUCACUUCUCAUAUUGUUGACUCUGCAUAGUGUAUAUGAUGUGAGGUGAUGUAUAUUGUAUGAUACAACCACUGAGCUUAUGAUUUUGUUGCACUUUUUCUCAUGAAUGCUGUCUGUGGCAUUGAGUAAUGGACUGCUUGUUGUGAGGUAUAGGAAUUUGAUAUGUAUAUAUUUUUUAUAUUUGAAUGAUUGUUGUAGAAUUACUUUUUCACAUUAUAGGGCAGUAAACACAUCAUGGUGCACAUUGUAGGAAAAUGUUUGCAUUUACGAGGCACAAUUCUUUAAAUUUAGGUGCAUUUGCCCCCGGAAAUAAGAUUCUAUUGGUAAGGAGUGGAGCAAGAUAAUGCAGAGUAAACUCAAAAAUUAAUCAACAAAUGAAAUUUACAUGGGUAAUUUAUGUAUCCAUACCCGUGGAGAAUGAUGUUAAAUUCAAAUACAGAUGAUAUAGUGCUAUCCAAAAUUACAGUGUUAUUUACUUAUGAUCUCAUUGAGGUUGGUGUGAGACUUUGAAGAAUUUAGGUUGUGGUUGGGUGUUCAUGAAAAAUCUCUCCUUGGUUAGAAUUAAGAUAUUUCCCUUUUGUUUAGUUUAGAUAUUUUAACUAAUUCAGUUAAUAAUAGAAUAUAUGAAUGAUUUCUGUGAACAUUGUUAUUUGAGAUAACAUGAAAAGUAGAAUCUAAUGUAGGAACUUUAAAGUGACAUCAUUAAGGAUUGAUAUGAAAUAUAUAUAUA